Molecule: messenger RNA, 1221 nt
Organism: Penicillium atrosanguineum
Lineage: Eukaryota; Fungi; Ascomycota; Eurotiomycetes; Eurotiales; Aspergillaceae
Exons: 1
Coding region: 1-1221 (406 amino acids)
Source: RefSeq, a predicted model, not a curated record
AUGUCGGUCACGGAUAUCUCCCCGGAGAAUGAGAUUCUGAAUUACAUCCAGCAAUUGACCGAAACGAAGAAGGGCCUUCCCUCUGGUCAGCCCGUCUGUGUUUUGGCCUCUCACACCAUCACAGACACCGAGGCCCUCGUACAAUUCGCCGAGGAGGUCGGGCCGCAUAUUGCUAUUCUGAAGGUUCAAGCCGACAUCGUCGACGAUUGGUCAAAUCACACCAUCGACCAACUGACCUACCUAUCCAAGAAGCAUGGCUUCAUACUGUGGGAGGGGAGUAGAGUCUUGAACUCCCUCAUCAAUUUUAUGGGCCGCGACAGCACCAAUUGGGAUCAACGAAAGGUCCAGGCCGAUAUGAUCAAACGGAAUUAUACAAAUGGACCCGUGAAAGUGGGCCGGUGGGCGGGGAUGGCAACUGCAUGGGCCCCUGGGGCCCCCGUCGACAAACAAGAGGAAGACGUCCUCAUUCCUACCCUCCGAAAGGCCGCACGUGAGGCUGUCGCAAGCACAUACAAGACUAUCCAGACGGAGAUUUCGGCCGCAGACAGCGAGGAUGGUCCGGAGGAACACAUAUCGGAGCAAACGCCGACCACAAAUGGCUGGCCCGAAUUCAGUUCAAACAACGGCGUUUCAAUGCGCAAGCAAUCGACCAUUUCUGUCACCGAGACCAUCACUCUGCAACCUCAUGUCCAGCCGGAGGAUGGCGUCCCACCCCCACCAUUACUCGCCCGAGGCUUGGUACUCAGCUUGCCAAAUGCCGGCGGCACUGCGUUCAAACCCGAGUUCCGACAAAGCACGAUAGCUGCCGCAUGUUCGAACCGGGACUUUGUGGUCGGGUUCCUCACCAGCGAGCCGUAUUUCACAGAAUACCAUGGAAACAACGUGAUGGAGCUGGCCUUUUUGGACGAACCACAAGGUGCAAAGGGACGAAACCUGCUUGCGUCUUCACACUUACUGGAAAUGCGAAACUCAUUGGGUCUUUUCUCUCUCAUCUCGGCCGAAAUGGGUGCGAACUUCGACUCCGACCCGGUGCAUAUCCUCAAUAGCGAUCAGGAUGCGCCAGAGGCACAGCCUGAAACUGUUAUGAAACUAAACUAUAUCAUCCGUCAGGCCUUGAGACUUCGUGAUGCCAACCGGAAAGACAAAGAAGUCAACAAAGAGGAAACGAGUAUUCCUCCCGGGCCGAAUAUCGUGCAUUGCCCGAUUGUUAUCCUGCCAUAA